AUUUCCUGAUUGUAAUUUGCUUUUCGUAUCUCAUUCGUACUGUCGAAGGAAUUAGAGAAGGUAAGAUUUUGAAAGAGAUCGAAAAAAGGAUCCAGAUCUAAAGCUAGAAUGGCCUUUCUCGGCACACAGCAGAAGUGUAAGGCUUGUGAUAAGACUGUUUACGUGGUCGAUCAGUUAUCUGCUGAUGGAGUUUCUUACCACAAGUCCUGCUUCAAGUGCAAUCACUGCAAAGGGACUCUGAAGCUUAGCAGUUAUUCGUCAAUGGAAGGUGUUCUGUACUGCAAGCCACAUUUUGAGCAGCUCUUCAAGGAGACUGGCAAUUUCACCAAGAAUUUUCAAUCUCCUGCAGCUGCAAGGUCGGCUGAGAAGUUAACACCAGAACUGACAAGGUCACCUAGUAAAGCUGCGAGCAUGUUUUCUGGAACACAAGAAAAAUGUGCAACUUGUGGUAAAACAGCUUACCCACUAGAGAAGGUAACUGUGGAAGGACAGGCAUACCAUAAAUCCUGUUUCAAGUGCUCUCAUGGGGGCUGCUCCAUUUCUCCAUCAAACUAUGCAGCUCUAGAAGGCAUCCUUUACUGUAAACACCAUUUCUCCCAGCUCUUCAAGGAGAAGGGAAGCUACAACCAUCUCAUCAAAUGUGCAUCAAUGAAGCGCCCAACAACCCCUGUUCCAGAUGCUUCAUCAUGAAAUCCUAAUUUAUCUAGCUGAAGAAAGUGGUUUAUCAUUUAAUUCAAGGGUUUAAUCCUUGUCUUUGGUUUCAACAUUACUCUAUAGUGUGUGCUUUCCCUGAUUUCCCCUUUUUGAAUUUCUGUUGGGGGAAAUCUACUGAUUUGUCUGCUUUGUUGUGCCUCACAUGUUUGAGUGGUUUGUGUCUUUUGUUUAUGAGAUGUGAGAUUACUUUCUUGU
This is a messenger RNA of Telopea speciosissima, 909 nucleotides long. RefSeq names its product LIM domain-containing protein WLIM2b-like. The record is from RefSeq and is a predicted model, not a curated record. Gene Ontology annotation, molecular function: actin filament binding. Gene Ontology annotation, biological process: actin filament bundle assembly. Bases 109 to 690 code for a protein of 193 amino acids. Gene Ontology annotation, cellular component: actin cytoskeleton; plasma membrane. The transcript has 6 exons. Lineage: Eukaryota; Viridiplantae; Streptophyta; Magnoliopsida; Proteales; Proteaceae.